AUGGAGUUUGAAGAGCCGGCGUCGGAGAUCAACGAGCCCGCGGACGACGACAUGGACAACACGUCGCUCAUGUUCAACGACAACAGCUUCGACGACUCCGUCAGCCCUGAGCAGCAGACUUCUGCCAUGAACCUCUUCGGACGCAAGAUGGUCAGCAUGAAGCGGCUCGGUAUGGGGCUGCGCACUAACCGGGACUGGUUCGUUGGACUGUCUCGCUGCCCUGACUACACCGGUGAUUCGGUUGGUCUAGAGCGCGUGCGAUCAAGGACUGCGGUGACGACUAAGUCUCAUCUGACACAGGACGCCAGUGAAGGAGUUUUAGCUUUUGUCGAAAGGCCACAUUCGGCGAAGGCUCCAGCUUCACGGCUACCUGUUGUCAAGCCAAAAUCUGUUGUUGUCUCCGAGAAGACUACGAAACGACAGAUGACUACUUCGAAGACAACGUCAACAUCAUCAUCGAAUCGCGACGCCACGGCGUCGAAGCCACGCAAGCCGGUCGCUCCGGUGGUAGCUCUGCGCAAGACUCCGAACAAGCCAACCACUGUUGCCAAGUCGCUCCCGAAGCGGAACUUGGCUCCAGUUUCGUUGUCGACGCGCAGAGUCAGCCGUGCGAACACGAAGAGGUCCGCAAGGAAGCCAGAUGCGCAGGCAUCACGCAAGGCCAAGACUGUACUGAAGUCGGCCAUGCGCAAGCCCAACUCCCAGGCCGUCAAGAAGCACGUUUGCUACGUUGAAGGACCCAUCGCGCCACGCUUCUACAACGUAGAAGAGACCGUCAAGCAGUCCGCUACUGCAGCUGAUGGGUCCACAACGUCCUUUUCUUGGGAGCCACUGACGGGCCUUCUCCACUCUCAGCCACCCUCACCAGGCAGAGGUGCAAGUCAACUCUUUGGAGGCUCCGAAAGUGGCGCUCUGACCAUCAAGCGACGCUUCCUCAACCGCUACGCCAGCGUCCAGCGGUACGAGGCGCGCCGCCGCCAAGAAGCGUUGGCUCGCAGCGAGCGACCAGCGCUGGGUCAGCUUGACUACGGCAACGCAGACUUCAGGAUCGCCUUGCAGGCCGCCAAGGUCAUCACCGCGGAUGACGUUGGCAUGAUGCAGGAUCUGAGCAACAUCGGCAAGGCUGGCAAGUUGUGGUGCGGUAAUCGGGCGAUGGAGACACCCGUGCUGGUUUUCGGAUCGUUCAAGGAGCCUUUCGACAACGCGACUAUCCCGGCGAAGGGUGUCAAGGCGUACAAGAAGCCUUUGCGAUGGCCGACCACUGGGGUUGAGUCACGGUUAGAGAAGUUUGCGGACGAGCACCUGAAAUGUCUUCAGGGUGCCGAUUUGGUGAUCUGA
Molecule: messenger RNA, 1338 nt
Organism: Alternaria metachromatica
Lineage: Eukaryota; Fungi; Ascomycota; Dothideomycetes; Pleosporales; Pleosporaceae
Exons: 2
Coding region: 1-1338 (445 amino acids)
Source: RefSeq, a predicted model, not a curated record